UGCGGUCGUGGAAGUGAGAGGGUGGGUCGUGAGUGGAGUGGACCUCAGCCUUCUUGAAAAAGACCUCCACGCAUUUUGUACGUGUGUGUGCGUGUGUGUUAAUUUCUAGAGAUGAAGUGUGUUUGCCUCCUGUGGGGUUGUCUGCUCUUCUCGACCGGCAGCGUGGUUCCGGUGUGCGUGGGCGAGAUGUUCACGUCGCUGCUCAACGUGCGGCAGGCGAUCAGCGUGGAGAGGAAGCUGAUCGACGAGCUGAAGGCUUACAUCGAUCACGAGUGGGAUAGGCUGGAGGACAUCAAGAGGUUUUAUUCCAAGGUGUCGCACCUGCACAGUGACACCUACAGAGGCUCGCCAAACGCCAUGGCCAACCCACUGGUGGCGUUCACCCUCAUCAAACGUCUACAUUCCGAGUGGCUCAAUGUGGUUUACAGCCAUGAAGCCUCAGAGAACGCACAAGCCCUCAGGUCCAGUUACGAGGAAGAAGAGGCCAACUUGCCCAAACUGGAGGACCUGCGGGGGGCCGCCAGGGGCCUGAUGAGGUUGCAGGAUGUGUACGCGCUCCACGUGGCCAGCCUGGCGAGUGGUCGCUUCCGGAGAGUGGCGGACGGAAAACUGGUGGACGUUUACAAACCGUCUGUGUCUGUGUCGCUGUCUGGUGAUGACUGCUUCUUGGUUGGAAAGGUGGCCUACGAGCAGGAGGACUACUACCACUCGGUUCCAUGGCUGGAGGAGUCGGUGCAGCUCUUCAGGGGCUCGGGAGGAGAGUGGAGCCCCGAGAACGAGGGCACGCUGGAGGACGCCCUGGACCACCUGGCAUUCUCUCACUUUAAAACGGGAAACAUCUCCCACGCUCUGUGUCUGUCUCAGGAGUUGCUGCAUCAUGACCCAAUGAAUGGAAGGGUCUUGGAAAACGUUGAGAAAUACGAAAGGUUACUGACAGCAAGGCCGCCCGCGUCGCUCCGUGACCCAGGCCUGACGAGACCCACAUCCAAAUAUUUAAGAACCAGGGACGCUUACGAGAGACUGUGCCAGACCCGAAGCUCUCAGAACCGCAGACUGUUCUGCGACUACUUCACCAACGGGAGCCCGGCGCUGACGCUGAUGCCUGUAAGACGUGAAGUGCUGAGCCUGCAGCCGUACGUGGUCAGGUACCACAACUUCAUCACAGACACGGAGUCUGACGACAUCAAGACCCUCGCCAAGCAGGGAUUGAGAAGAUCCGUUGUGGCAGCUGGAGAAAAACAAGCCACGGUAGACUAUCGCAUCAGCAAGAGUGCCUGGCUGAAGGACACAGCACACUCCAUGGUUGGCAAGCUGGACCGCAGGAUCUCUGCGCUCACGGGUCUCAACGUGACACACCCGUUUGGCGAGCACCUCCAAGUGGUGAAUUAUGGCAUCGGUGGGCAUUAUGAACCUCACUUUGACCACGCCACGUCGCCCUCAAGUCCUGUGUUUCGGCUGAAUACUGGCAACCGGGUGGCCACCUUCAUGAUUUAUCUCAGCUCUGUCGAGGCUGGUGGAGCCACAGCCUUCAUCUACGCCGACUUCAGUGUACCUGUCAUGAAGAACUCCGCCAUCUUCUGGUGGAAUCUGCACAGAAGUGGAGCAGGAGACGACGACACCCUGCAUGCCGGCUGCCCUGUGCUUAUUGGCGACAAAUGGGUGGCAAACAAAUGGAUCCACGAGCAUGGCCAAGAGUUCCGACACGCCUGCAGCCUGAAUCCUGAGGAGUGAGGUGGACGGAGUGUAUUCCUUUUGGAGUCAAAAGAGCGAGGGACACGUGCAGGCAUCAAGCAGCCUUCAAGCAACUCGAGUGGAUCGCACAAACCCGAGCAAAAAGUAACAGAGGCGUUUAUAGCGACGAGCCUCCAGAGGCCAAAAGAUGUACUGGCCAGGUCCUGCAGAUGCACACAAGAUUGAGAACACUGCUGGAUUCACUUAACGGUCUAAAGAUCCAAACAUGCUUGCUUGGAUGAAAAGAUUUCUGAGUCUACAGUGACAAACACAACAUGUCAAGCUAUGUUUGGAUGCUGACAGCCUAAUUACCUCCUCCAAUUACACAAGGGAGGAGUCUGUGCUUCAAUUAGUGCACUUCCAUACUUCCAUUCUGAAUGUAUACUGUUGUACCUCACAAACACGCCCUGAAUGGUUUGUGUACAGCAAUGGACCCUAACCACCCUCAAUCACUGCCAUCUUGAUACAUACAGUGGGGCAGAAAAGUAUUUAUGGGAGAACUUGCAGAAAUUGUGCAAGUUCUCCCAUUUAAAAUGAUGACAGAGGUCUGUAAUUUUCAUCAUAGGUACACUUCAACUUUGAGAGACAGAAUGUGAAAAAAAUCUAGGAAUUCCUAUUGUAGGAAUUUUAAAGAAUUUAUUUGUAAAUUAUGGUGGAAAAUAAGCAUUUGGUCAACCAUUCAAAGUUCUCACUGAUGGAUGGAGGUUUUGGCUCAAAAUCUCACCAUACAUGGCCCCAUUCAUUCUUUCCUUAACACGGAUCAAUCGCCCUGUCCCCUUAGCAGAAAAACAGCGUCAAAGCAUGAUGUUUCCACCCCCAUGCUUCACAGUAGGUGUGGUGUUCUUGGGAUGCAACUCAGUAUUCUUCUUCCUCCAAACAUGACGAGUUGAGUUUAUACCAAAAAGUUCUAUUUUGGUUUCAUCUGACCACAUGACAUUCUCCCAAUCCUCUGCUGUAUCAUCCAUGUAUCCAUUUGUGUAUAAACUCAACUCGUCGUGCUUGGCCAUCCUAAAACAGCACAAUUUUAACAUAUAACAUGUGUUUUAAGAAGAAAAACAAACUUUUAGAUAUGAAAUGUACAAACAACUUCAAUAGUUUUAUCAGUUGAUAAUUACAUAUAUCCAAUCCAAUCCCCUUUAGCUGUACAGCACUAUUAACAACAGAACUGUUUCCAGAGUGCCGCACAUAAAAAGUGAAGUGAAGUGAAUUAUAUUUAUAUAGCGCUUUUUCUCUAGUGACUCAAAGCGCUUUACAUAGUGAAACCCAAUAUCUAAUUUUUUUUUUACAUAUAAACCAGUGUGGGUGGCACUGGGAGCAGGUGGGUAAAGUGUCUUGCCCAAGGACACAACGGCAGUGACUAGGAUGGAGAAAGCGGGAUUCGAACCUGCAAUCCUCAAGUUGCUGGCACGGCCACUCUACCAACCGAGCUAAACCGCAAUACAAGAUAAGAAACAAUAAAAAGUAAUUACAUUAAAUAAUUUAAAAUAAAACAAGUAAAAAACUAAUCAAUAAAAUAGAAUGAAACAAUAAGAGACAAAUCAAUAAAAUAAAUCAAUAAAAUAAACAGAGGACCAUUAGACUCAUUUAAAUUUAAAAGCCAGAGAGUAAAAGUUGGUUUUAAAGGGGAAAUGCACUUUUUUGGGGGAAUUUUGCCUAUCGUUCACAAUCAUUAUGGAAGACAAAAGGUUUUUUUCUUCACAUUCUAACAUGAAAAAUGGUCUCGUUUUAGGUACCUAGCAAUGCAGCUAAUGGGUGCAAUCAAUUCUACCUCUAAAUCACUUUGACAAUGCAUUAAAAAAACGUCAACAAUACUUCAUUUACGCUCCGUAACCUGUAUAAUAACCAAACUGUAGUAACAUUGUUAUUUUAAGAGCGAACACUGAGGAACUCGGUUUUUGUAUUGUAUUAAGUUGAUUGGCAACACUAAAUUGGCCCUAGUGUGUGAAUGUGAGUGUGAAUGUUGUCUGUCUAUCUGUGUUGGCCCUGCGAUGAGGUGGCGACUUGUCCAGGGUGUACCCCGCCUUCCGCCCGAUUGUUGCUGAGAUAGGUGCCAGCGCCCCCCGCGACCCCGAAAGGGAAUAAGCGGUAGAAAAUGGAUGGAUGGACUAACACAUCAGCAUGCUACGGUAUUAGCCGUUAAAGCUAACUACGGCAAGAGAUAAGUUAACUUCUACAUUAGCACAGAACGUGUUUGAGUUAGGAAUGCAGAACACAAUGUGCUAAGACACCAAUCUGUACUGACUGAAAAACAUGAACAAUCAUAUUACAGUAUCUGUAAAAUGUUAGCCCAUAUUUCAUGUUUUGUCCGUACACAGUUAAAGUUAGCCAGAUAGCUUGUGCUGUCUGUCAUGAUACACACAUGACGUGCUGCUUGGAUCAUGAUUAAUAUAAAGUGUGACUCACUGGAUGGACAGUUGUCUCUUUUGUCCAGCUGGCCAGGGGCGUUUUUUCAAACUUUUUUGGAGUAAGCAUGCCAUUUAUGACCAAAAAGCUUGUCUCCAAAUUCCACAUUUGCAGCUUUGAUUCACUUUCACCUCACUCUCUUGGCUUUCGUCUGCUCCAACGCUUCACCCUCUUCUUUGUGCUGGCUUCUAAAAGCAUUAGUUAUUCCUCCAUAAAUUCAGAUUAAAAAAGAUAAAGUUGUGAAUCCUAAUUUUUCCCAAAAAAGUAAUCUUCGUUGUUUGUUACCAAGUCUGCCAUGAUAAGAAGACACGCAAGUUUUUUGUAUCUGGAAGUAGGAACACGCUCUAAGUCGGAAGUGCGCCGCUAUGGAAACAGAAAUCAAUGCUCCCAAAUAUAGUAAGUAUUGCACAUAAUACAUAUUGUUAUGAACAUGUCUGUUCCUACAUUAUAUAUAUACUUGCUGUGUGUAUAUAAAACGGUGAUGGAGGGUUUUGAAGUUGUCUUAGAGGGCUUUGAAGGUGUCAGGCUUGUCCCUGACAGUUUGGCUAUGUUAGUUUUUUCCUCUGCAUUUGUCUUUGUUCCUGACAGCAAUCUUAUUUUGGUAAUUUUUCUGAUUUUCUCCCAGAGUGCUUUUUUCCCUCAGCUGUGGCUGAUUGGCACCUGGCCACACGUUUUGUCAAUCAGCCAGCCGCUAGUUAGACCUGCUUUCUCCUCCAGUCAGUGCUGGAUUAUUGUCAUUAAUGCUUUUCGUAGAACCUGUAGCUGCUUGCAGCGUGCUGUCUUUUUGUUGCUAGUUCCUGUUUGCUGGAUCCUGUUUCCUGUUCCAUGCUACCAGUUUGUUUGUUCCUGGUUCCUGGUUUGUGAUUCCUCUUUAUUUUUACAUUUUUGGACAUUAAAUUAUGUUUUCUUAUUCAAUGCCUGCCACCGUCUCUGCAUCUUGGGGUUUGUCAAAAAUUCAACGUGACAGAAUACUCCAACCUAACACGAACCCCGCAGAGAUUUCCGUGGCGGAGAGGCUUAACAAAGCACUCAGGGAGAAAAUCAGGAAAUUACCAAAAUAAGAGUGCAGACAGGAACAAAGACAAAUGCAGAGGAAAAAAACAACAUAGCCAAACUGUCAGGGACAAGCCUGACAAAAGGCUCCAACGGUGACUGCUAUUAGCCGCAUCUUUCAAAGCGUUUUUUAUCGUCGUUAAAAUUCUAAUUAAAAAAAGAUGCGUGUUCUUGUCUCUGAUAUUGAUUGUGAACGAUAGGCAAAAUUCCCCAAAAAGUGCAGUUCCCCUAUAAGACGAGACUUAAAACAUUCAACAGUGAAGGCUGUGAGAAGGCAGAACAUUCCAUAGUUUAGGGCCCACAACAGAGAAGACCCUGUCUCUCUGUUUUAGCCUCGUUUUAGGUCCACAAGUUGGAACUGGCCCUCGGGCCUCAAUGCGCGAGUUGGGGCAUACAUUUGGAUGAGGUCCGUGGUGUACUUGGAGGCCAGUCUAAACAAAGCUUUAAAAAACAAAUAGUACAAUUUUUUUUAUCAAUUCUAAAACGAACAAGAGGCCAAUGCAGGGAAGUGAGAUUCCGGGUGAUGUGCUCCCUUUUUUUGAUUCCGGUUAAAAAUUGUGCCGCAAAAAUAAAUAAACUGUGCCGCACAGUCCUGGACUAACUGUAACUGACUUAUAUUUUAAUGAGAGACUUAUACGGCUUAUACGGUAUCUCCUUCCAGCUGCUUCUCCGUAGAUUCAUGGAUAAAUGCCCGGCGCUAAGAUAUCAUUUAAACAUCCUUGUCCGGCAUUAGACUCAUUCUCCUUCAGUACAGCGCCGACUAUAGCAGUGACGCGUUCCUCCUGCUUUGUCAAGUGGACUACUAAAGCUGUCAUGUUUCUGAUGAUUUCUUUCUUUAACUCAAUGAAUAUCAUCUGUUUCUUCUUAGCACUGUCCGUAACGCUCACUUCUUCCACGUCUUCCCCGUGGUUGGAAAAAGAAAAAGAAAGUUACGUCGAUCUCUAUCUGUAAGUUAAUGCUAACGAGUAAGACCAGACAUUUUAGGGUAGAUCUUACAGGGUUCACUGUUGCAUUUGCAAUGCUACCCAAUGGCAGAGAUGCUUGUAAGUCACAGUGGGCCCCAUUCAAAUAUUGUUCUUUGGCCCACUUACAAAGUUUUUAAGGAGAUUUUUGUAUUCACCAGUGUUUUCGUAGCUGGGAUUUUUUUACUAGGUAAGAACAAAAUGUACGAGUGCUCCAAAGCACUCUUAGGGUGGCCUAUUUGUUCUUAAGUGUGACAAUUUCCCUUACUUCUAUUGUCUAAUGUUAAAUUAAUAUCAUAGAUAGAUAGAUAGAUAGAUAGAUAGAUAGAUAGAUAGAUAGAUAGAUAGAUAGAUAGAUAGAUAGAUAGAUAGAUAGGUAGGUAGGUAGGUAGGUAGGUAGGUAGGUAGGUAGGUAGGUAGGUAGGUAGGUAGGUAGGUAGGUAGGUAGGUAGGUAGGUAGGUAGGUAGAUAGAUAGAUAGAUAGAUAGAUAGAUAGAUAGAUAGAUAGAUAGAUAGAUAGAUAGAUAGAUAACAUAUUUCACGACCAUGUAGACCUAUUUGCCCCAAGUGACAGAUAUUGAACGCUGCAGUCCCCCCUUUCUUAAACUUAUGUUUUGACAUUAGGUAUUUCCCCUGCGGGAUAAUACAAAUUUCUCUUCUGUAAUCUGUUUGUGUUUUCUCCUUGUGUUUGAUGUUUGGUUUUUCCGCCGGAAUUGUGCCAUCAUAUGGGGAAUUAAGGGUGUUUACCUAUGCAAAUUACCGAAUUAAGGGCGUUUACAUAUGCAUAUCAGGGAAAUAAGGGGUGUUUUAUGCAAAUUAUGAUAGACACGCACGUGCUAACCAUUUGACAUUCAGCAACUUAAGAACACCAGGUGGGAACAAUUUGGUCGUUUAAUAACACGUCAUGAAUUUGAAUCGACUCCUCUUAGGAAAUCACUUAGGAAGAAAGAUAAGAGGAAAAGUUAGGAACUCAUUGCUGAAUGGGGACCAGUAUUGCUUGCAACUUAAAGCAUAGCAAUCAGCCAAAAGACAGCUCUUAUCUCAAAACACUCUUAAAUCAAGGUGCCACUGUAUUGCGACAGAGUGCAAAGUGACUCAUUUAGGAAAGAACUACGUUGUUAGGAACAAAGUACGCAGUAUGCACAUUUAAGUGUAAGUCUGGAAGUGUGUGAUUUGGAGCACAGUGCAUUACACUGCUCAUUGCUGCCACCUGCCAGACUGGAGUGGAGCGCCAACGCUAAGUUAGCAUGUCAUUUCUUACCAAUCAAACAAGUGACAGGAUAUUUGUUUGCAUUUUUGUCUGUUGGUUAUUCAUUUUGUCAGUUAGUAACUGUGUUAUAAGGUGUUUAAAAUGUUGCUGAGCCACAGAAAGCCACACGUGGGGAUUAUAAUUAAAACUUUAAGUUAAAUAUAUUUAUCUAUUUAACAAUUAUGCCUAAUAAACUUACAUAGAAUAGAACCCAAAGCUGUGAUUCAAAUGAAGAAGUUACCGGUUGUUUAUUUUCAGGCACUGUUUUAAUGGCGAUUUUCCUCAAGCCUGAACUCACACAACAUGCUCUGUCCACAGAUGUCUUCUCCAAACUGCAGCGAGGGGCCCCCGACUAUGUAGUUGGAAAUCACUGUUUGUCUCCAAGGCACAGAAGGGCCUUUGAGUGUAUACGUGUGUUUUCGAUGCGCCAUGCUGAUUCAAUGACAGGACUGUGAGAGUGAAAAACGAAGGUGGCGCUCCUCUUGCCCAUAGCAAAAAUAAUCUGACAGUUGGGAGUUUAUAAUGGUAAACAUAUUACAUCCGUAUGGAAUUCUCACAAUCAAUGGGGAUGCUUUGCCCGCAUCUGUUUCUGUUUUAAUUGCAAUCAAUUAUUUAUUCAUUCCUCAGAAAAUAUUAUUACAUUAAUAACAAUGUAUUUAUGUAAAUUAUAAACAAUUAUCAUAUCAAUCAAUCAAUCAAUCAAUGUUUACUUAUAUAGCCCUAAAUCACUAGUGUCUCAAAGGGCUGCACAAACCACCACGACAUCCUCGGUAGGCCCACAUAAGGGCAAGGAAAACUCACACCCAGUGGGACAUCGGUGACAAUAAUGACCCAGUGGGACGUCGGUGACAAUGAUGACUAUGAGAACUUGCCAUAAAUUCUAAUGCUAUUUAAUUAAUAAUACUGUAAUAAUCCUACACAUUAAAACAUAGUUGGCAUUUUGGAGGAAAAAACUACCUAAAGUAACCUUAUGCGUCUUUUUGCAUUUAUUUAUUUAUUUUUUAAAUUUUAAGUUCAUCACAUUAUUAAGUAAUGGCAAUAAUUAUUAGACACUAAAUUGUAAUAGUUUAAAAAAAAGUACACAAGUAGCAUUAAUAAUAUAUUUUAUUUAUAGAGCGCUUUUCAAAACUCAAAGAUGCUUUUUACAGGUAAGGUAAAACAAAUCAGGGUGUAUAAAUUAGCAAAAAUAACAGUAAACAAUAAAAAAAAUAGACUGUAUAUCAUGAGUCCUUACAAAAAAAUGUUUUGUUUUUGCAUUGUUUUUGUCAAAGGUGCUGUAUGUGUGUUUGUGUUUUCUUCUCUUCGUCUAUUAUUGUUAGCAUUUUUUUGCUGUUUUGUUUUGUACAGCACUUUGUGCUUGCCAUUUGUAUGUGCAUGAAAAGUGCUAUAUGAAUAAAGUUGGAUUUGAUUUGAUUUGAAAA
Nerophis ophidion (straightnose pipefish) is the source of this 8819-nucleotide messenger RNA. It is a transcript of the gene p4ha3, whose product is annotated as prolyl 4-hydroxylase, alpha polypeptide III. The record is from RefSeq and is a predicted model, not a curated record. Gene Ontology annotation, cellular component: endoplasmic reticulum. Gene Ontology annotation, biological process: peptidyl-proline hydroxylation to 4-hydroxy-L-proline. Lineage: Eukaryota; Metazoa; Chordata; Actinopteri; Syngnathiformes; Syngnathidae. The transcript is spliced from 13 exons. Gene Ontology annotation, molecular function: iron ion binding; protein binding; L-ascorbic acid binding. The coding region runs from base 112 to 1731 and encodes 539 amino acids.